UGACUUGCGUCAGACUCGUGUUAGCGGUUUUGGUUCUCAAAGUGGGGGCUUUUUGGCCGCCCCCUUACCAAAUUAAAUUGGACGAUAGUGCAAGUUUUGUUAUUUCGGAAUUUUCCGACGACCUUUUGGGAGAUGAAGACGAAAUGAUUCCGGUGAGAGCGACUCUGAACGAUGAGAAAUACUCCAGAAUUCAUCAAAUCGCUCUCCGGUAUAACAAACGAGAAUUUAAUGAAAAGAAACCGCGCAAUAUAACGAAAAUUAAAGAACACAAUUUCGAUUUAGACGACGCUGUACCCUGGCAAGGGGGAUUCGUUGAUAAAAAGGGAAACUUUAUUCAGCCGGAUAAUGAAAACGUUUAUUACUUGAACGAAAUGGCCAAAAGUCUCAUCGACAGUAAAAUAGACGAGAAACGAGAAAACGAAAAAGACGAGAAUUACGAUUACAACAAUUUCAAGGCCGAAUACAACAAGGAAAUCGCUGAAGCGAAAAACCAAAAAGACACUCUAAAUUACACAGAGGUCAAAGAGGACGAAACUGUGGAGGAGGCAGUCGAGGCAGUGGUCGAUUUCAAGGACGCCAAAAAUUGCACAGCGGAGGAAAAAAAGGGAAUCGGGGUGGCAGCAAUGAAAUGCAUACUUCGCGACAUCAAAACGGCCAAAAGCAAAAAUUCGAUCCUCAAUUUCUGCGAGAAAAUCCUACGAAUCGCCCUGAUUUGGUUCUGCGUCUAUAUGGUCAUUGCCAUACCGUGCUGGUGCACGCGAGGUUGGUGCUGUUGCUGUUGUUGUUGUAAAAUUUGCCGCCCGAGGGAAGUAAUCGACGAAGCGAAACACUUCUUCGUCACCAACCCCCCAGGGGUGUUUCACGACAAAGACGGCUCAAAAUUCGAAUACACGCCAACGGAAUACGAGAUUUACACUCAGGAAAAGUUGGAAAGGGCGAUUUUCAAUUUGUGACUUACCUCGAUGACCUGGUGGGCCCGUUCGAAGUUCUGGCGUUUGAGACAGAUGUGGAUGAGGGACUCCGGGGGUGCUAGCAUAUAAUUGAGGAGUUGUUCUUGGAUUUUUGGGGUGAUUUUCGUAUUGAGGAUCAAAUCGAGACGCCACAAAGCGUCGGUUACGUAAUUACUGAGAGUGGAGAGUCUCCGGUAGUGGUCCGAAUCGCGCUCGUAGACUUUUUUCAGUUUUAAUUCUUCUGUUACUGAUUUUAGUAGAAAUAAAACAAAGCGGAUUUCCUUCUCUUUGCAGGUGAAUUCGUGCGCUUUUCGGUGGAACAUCAACCGGAAGAUAUUUUCGAGUAAUUCGAUCUGUAAUUGCUUGUCUUUCAAGUCGAUUAGUUUGCUUUUGAGGGUCUCGAAAAGGGCAUUAAUGUGGUCUUUUUUCAAGUUUGGGUUGUAAUUGUCGAUUAGGAGGUUGAUCAAAGUUGCAAGGAUUGUAAAGCCGGUGAAAAUGAUAAAUUGGUCGUGAUUACAAGCGAGUUUACUCGAAAUGUUUUCCCAUUGUGUGGCAUCGCCCAAAUCGGUGAAACGUGAUAAAGUGUCAAGUGGUGUGUUUUUACUCGCGAAAACAAAUAAAUCUGAGUC
Molecule: messenger RNA, 1579 nt
Organism: Tribolium madens (black flour beetle)
Lineage: Eukaryota; Metazoa; Arthropoda; Insecta; Coleoptera; Tenebrionidae
Exons: 3
Coding region: 144-953 (269 amino acids)
Source: RefSeq, a predicted model, not a curated record